This is a messenger RNA of Mycosarcoma maydis (corn smut), 2382 nucleotides long. RefSeq lists its product as uncharacterized. NCBI's taxonomy places the organism in Eukaryota, Fungi, Basidiomycota, Ustilaginomycetes, Ustilaginales. Bases 1 to 2382 code for a protein of 793 amino acids. Gene Ontology annotation, biological process: DNA recombination; DNA double-strand break processing; mismatch repair. Gene Ontology annotation, cellular component: nucleus. The transcript has a single exon. Gene Ontology annotation, molecular function: 5'-3' DNA exonuclease activity; 5'-flap endonuclease activity. The record is from RefSeq and is a predicted model, not a curated record.
AUGAUCCGUGGUCUGCAGGCAUACCUCCACGAUCGUGGUCUCACACAGUCCGCGCCGCUCUCGGCACUCAAAGACACUCGUCUCGGUAUCGAUCUUUCCUUCUACCUCAAACAGCUGCUUUCGUCACCUUCCACUUCGGAGCCGCUGGUUGCCGCGCUGGGAGGUGCGCCCAUCGCCCUCAUCUCUCACAUUGAAAAUGACUUGCGCGCGCUCGAGAGAGCGCGUGUGAAACCCGUCUUCGUUCUCAACGGUAUCCAGCCCAAUAAGCGAGUGCGUCCCUUUUCCUACGAAGAUCCCAGAGUCAAGCAGCGCCAUCGUGCAUGGGAAGCGUACGAAAAUGGUCAGGUGGAUGUCACGCAUUCUCUGCUUUCGGCGAGCAACUCGGUGCAUCACCCGGAUCUGUACCGCGCCAUCCUACGUGCGUUGCGUCACAGAAACGUCGAGUUCCUCGUCGCACCUUACCUCGCAUCAGGUCAGCUCGUCUCACUCGAGCGACACUCGAAAUCGUAUGUGCACGCCAUCUACGGUGCCACCGAGAUACUUCUGUUUGAUCGCGUAGAACGCGUGAUCACGUCGCUCAACCUCUCGGAAUCCACGUUCCAGUUCGUGUCUAAACAUGCCAUCCUGAACGAGCUGAGAUGCAACGAGGAGCAGUUCCUUGACAUUGGCCUGCUCGCCGGAAGCGACCUGUGCGCCACGUUCCCUGCGCUGCAAGAUUCGAGCUUGGGCGCUCCACCACAGCAUCCGGGCGCACCGCCCAACUUGCGUCAGAUCAACGAGCUGGUCAAACAGUACAAGGGCGGUUAUCCGCUCGUUGCAGCGUUCGAGGGCCAUCCUACCGUGUCGAAAAUCAACUAUGUCGAUCAAUUUUGCCGAGCUAGGACGAUUGUCAAGUUCUGCCUCGUGCUCUCGGCGGAGGAAGGACGUGUGCUGCCAUUGCCUCUGGCGACACCACCUCCGCCAAUCUCGAUUGGAAAUGCGCCUCACGCGGCUGCUAACGGUGCGGGUGUGGGCGCGGCUGCUGGCGGAACGUCGAUCCUCACCGCUGCAGACGUGCCAGUCGACAUUCACGAGGUCUUCUCGCAUCGAUUACCGGACGAGGUGUUCCUUCACCUUUCCAGGGGCCUGGUAGGUGCUCAGGUGCUGUCUUGCUUGACUUCAGGGCAUGUGAUUGAAGCGCCGCCGUUGGACAAUGGCGAAACGGAAGACUAUCGACGCUACGUACGCGAGACGCUCACCGAGACACCGCAAUCGCCGCGCUGCGUUGCGGUGGCUCUCGCGGCGGCGGUGCUCAACGGAUUCUGGUCGUCACGCAAGAUCACGGGCAUUUACUAUUUUGCACCUUCAGUGGACCACGUGAUUCCGCAUGACUCGGCGGCGACUCUGCAACUGAUCAACCGCGUAAAUCAGUGGAACGUGUCGAAUCGGUUCAUCGAGGAGGAAUUGCGACGACAGAACUCGUCGACGAUCGAUAUUGCGCUGUGUCUGGGUGCGACGACUUCGGAGCAGCUGGCGAGCCGGACCAAGACCCCGCGCGUCAAGAUGCCAGAUGGAUCCACUUGGGCACUCGAGAAGAAGGACGAAAUUGUGGCCAACACGAUUUGGCGAAUGCUCGAGUUGCGAGGGUUCCUGAACCAUGCGCACCUACAUACGCCGUAUGCGCGUGCGCUGUAUUUGGGGUUGAAAAAUUCCAAGUUGAAUGAUAAGCUGCAGGAAGCGCUGUUUGUGGCGCUGGAGCUGCUGCGCGGUGGGGCGUUGCAUGCCAACUACUUUGGCGGAAAGAGCUAUUCUGGCGGGCCGUCGUAUGGGGAUGAGGUGGACAAGAGACAUAUGCUGUUGGUGAUGCGCGCCGUGUCGGUGUUGCAGAUGGGAUUUAAACCGUUGGCUUGGACGGCGCCUUUGAGUCGCGAAUUGCUUGUGUUCAAUGGAUUUGUCAAGAGCACGACGCGUGCGAUGCGCAAUUUGGUAGAGAUGAUCAGUAUGUCUCUGCUGUUACGCGGAGACGCGAGGAGGAAGCGCGACGACUACAUCGACAUCAGUCUCUCGCUGCCGUUCCAGGCGGAUGUGAAUACGGGCAUGGGGAUUCUCGUAAAGUGUUAUCUGGACGGCCUACUUACCUAUCGGGGCCGCCCAAUAAGCGCCGACCAAGUCAACGACGCCGAUGUGAUCGACGCAAAGUCGAGCGUCCUCCUUGCGCUCGACGACACAUUCGCCAAUGUGAAACACAUCAAGCACGAGCUAGCGCGAAGCUUCCGCUUCUGGCACUCGCUCCUCCUAGCCGUCAACACGCUCGCCGCCGAAAACGCCAUCAGCCCGCACAUCGUCCAUCAAUUCAACGCCGCAAACCACUGGCUCUCGCCACUUGCGCAGCUCCCUCCCUGA